Suncus etruscus (white-toothed pygmy shrew) is the source of this 1201-nucleotide messenger RNA. RefSeq names its product endoplasmic reticulum protein 29 (gene ERP29). NCBI's taxonomy places the organism in Eukaryota, Metazoa, Chordata, Mammalia, Eulipotyphla, Soricidae. The transcript is spliced from 3 exons. The record is from RefSeq and is a predicted model, not a curated record. Gene Ontology annotation, cellular component: endoplasmic reticulum; endoplasmic reticulum lumen. Gene Ontology annotation, biological process: protein secretion. The coding region runs from base 101 to 871 and encodes 256 amino acids.
AGCCGCCGCCAGUCACGUGACUGCCUGCCUCGCUCGCGCCGGCCAGUCCGGGCGCCGCCUCCGCUUGGUGCUCGCGGAAUCCGGCGUUAAGGCGGCCGCCAUGCCUAGCGUCGCCUUCCUGGCUCCGCUGGUCCCCCUCCUGGGGCUCCUGCUCCUCUCCGCGCCUCCGGGCGGCAGCAGCCUGCACACCAAGGGCGCCCUCCCCCUGGAUACGGUCACUUUCUACAAGGUCAUUCCCAAAAGCAAGUUCGUCUUGGUGAAGUUCGACACCCAGUACCCCUACGGUGAGAAGCAGGAUGAGUUCAAGCGUCUGGCUGAAAACUCGGCCUCCAGCGAUGAUCUCUUGGUGGCAGAGGUGGGGAUCUCAGAUUACGGUGACAAGCUGAAUAUGGAGCUGAGUGAGAAAUAUAAACUGGAUAAAGAGGACUACCCGGUCUUUUAUCUCUUCCGGGACGGGGACUUUGAGCACCCUACCGUAUAUAGCGGGGCCGUUAAGGUUGGAGCCAUCCAGCGCUGGCUCAAGGGGCAGGGCGUCUACCUCGGCAUGCCCGGCUGCUUGCCUGUAUAUGACGGACUUGCUGGUGAGUUCAUCAAGGCCUCUGGUAAGGAGGCCCGCCAGGCCCUCUUGAAGCAAGGCCAGGACAACCUUGCCAGUGUAAAGGAGACAGAGAAGAAGUGGGCAGAGCAGUACCUGAAGAUCAUGGGGAAGAUCUUAGACCAAGGGGAGGACUUCCCAGCCUCUGAGAUGACCCGGAUCACCAAGCUGAUCGAGAAGAACAAGAUGAGCGACGGGAAGAAGGAAGAGCUCCAGAAGAGCCUAAACAUCUUGACCGCCUUUCAGAAGAAGGGGGCCGAGAAGGAGGAACUAUAAAGGCGUCCCAAAGUUUCCAGUUUGAUGGGGUGUUGUGGGGGUGGGGGGAAGUGACCUGUUAGCUGUGAGGCCCUCCUGUGUUCUGGGAGUGGUAGAAGGGGCACAGAACUCUGCCCAGCCAUUUGCUGUGACGUGAUCACAUUCAGGGCAGAUGUCCCUGGAACAGGUUGGCAUGGCUGGACACUAAAAUCAGUUCACUUGUGGACUCCUCGCUCCCCCUGCACUCAGAAGGAAUUGGUGCUAUUAAGAUGAGUGUACAGUCCAGGUCUUUGACACUGUGGUUCACUGUGGUUCUGAUUCUAUUAAAGUUUCACCAUUUUGUUAAGUGAA